UCGGUGACAUUGGUUGUACCAGAAACUUGUACUGUCCAACAAAAGACAAGAUGGCCUCCAUCGUUUCCCCUUUCCGAAGAGGUUAUCGCUAUCUACAACAUUUAGCACACGAACAACCCGUCAUAUUCUACUCUUGCGUUCUGGGAGUUACUGGACCAGUCCUCGCACUCAGCGUUCCUCCAAUCCGAAGGCGCUACUUCGGUUGGGCUCCUGGAGAACCAGUGCCCACCUCAUAUCCUGUCCCAAAACGGUCACGGCGAGCUGUCCAAGGAUACGAAGAUGAUGUAUAACGUUUGUUUUUUGCAGUGAUAUAGAGAAGAUGCGCACCACACUGGGUAUGCUUGAUGGUAAUCGCAUCCGGACGUUCCAACACAGUACGGAGGAUAAUUUAGAAGCAUAAGGACCCAGUGAAUGUCAUCGAGAAUGUUGAAUAUACCAUUUCUCGACUUGUUUCAAAGUUGUGAAGUAUCAUGGAGUUUGUCUGCUACCAGAAUCCCACACAUUGCCGCCCUUGUCAACAACCUGACG
This is a messenger RNA of Serpula lacrymans var. lacrymans S7.9, 528 nucleotides long. RefSeq names its product N19M, NADH-ubiquinone oxidoreductase 9.5 kDa subunit (gene N19M). The transcript is spliced from 4 exons. The record is from RefSeq and is a predicted model, not a curated record. Lineage: Eukaryota; Fungi; Basidiomycota; Agaricomycetes; Boletales; Serpulaceae. The coding region runs from base 51 to 290 and encodes 79 amino acids.